Symbiodinium pilosum is the source of this 417-nucleotide messenger RNA. NCBI's taxonomy places the organism in Eukaryota, Dinophyceae, Suessiales, Symbiodiniaceae. The record is from the annotation of a GenBank genome assembly.
GUUGCCAAGUUCGAGGCGGUCUUGAUUGGAGACGUCAAGCGGCGCUUCCCACAAGAGCUCUUGCUAGGCGCAGAGACAGUGGCGGCAAGGGCUCUGCGCGAAUCCCGCAUGCGCACCCACACAGCCAUUGGACUUCAUGAGGUCGCCCAGAGUAGGUUCAUCAAUGCAGCAGGAGAACCCAAUCCCUUGUCAGCAGCGUGCAAGAAAGCCAAUGAGGCUGGCCUCACCGAUAACAUGAAGCAGUACUUGUUGGCGCGGGACAUCCGGUCUAUGGCCAUGAUGGCAUCCAUGGCCGACAAAGUCGAGGAGCUUGACUCCGUGCUUGUUGGGCCCAUGGAGAAAGCCUUCAAAGUCAGCGCCAACCGCAUCGAGGAUCUUGUUGAAGUCAGUCACAAGCGUAGCCGUGGCAACGCCUAA